AUCCUGUCUGCAGAGCCCAGCAGCCGCAAGCCGAAACCUCCUGAGGGAGACUAAACGCAGCCAUUAAGAAAGUGCAGGACCGAGAACGUCCCAGCCAUACAAGGCUGCCCUGGACGCACAGUUCUGGUGACAUCCUCAGCCCCCACGCACAGGGGGCACCCCAUCCUCCAGGCAGCAGGCCCUGUGGCCUCCACACCUCCGGGAGCCUCUCAGGCUCGCUCUGACCUCCUGUCCCUUCUCGUCCCUGCAGGACGCCACGUGAGGGCAGAGCGGGCCCGGCCGCCAUGUGGGUCUGCGACCCCUCCAACGGCACGGGGCAGCCCCUCUGCCCAGAUGCCCCCCUUGUGCUGUCCACCCUCUCCCUGCUCUACCUGCUGCUUGGCCUGCCCAUCGGCCUCGGGUGCAAUGCGCUGCUGGUCCUCGCCAACCUGUGUGCGUCCAGCGCCAUGACCAUGCCUGACGUCUAUUUUGUGAACAUGGCCAUCGCGGGCCUCGUCAUCAGCGCACUGGCUCCAGCGCAGCUGCUGGGGCUGGCGGGCUGGGGCUGGGCCCUGUGGAGCCCGAGCAGUGAGGCUGGCCUGGCGCUGCUGGCCCUCUUCAACGUGUCCUCGCUGGUGACCAUGUACUGUGCGGCCCUGCUCAGCCUGGACUACUACAUUGCACGGGCGCUGCCGCGCGCCCCCACAGCCAGUGUGCACAACGCCAGGCAUGUGUGCGGCUUCGUCUGGGGCAGCGCACUGCUCACCAGCUUCUCCUCUCUGCUCUUCCACAUCUGCAGCCGCGUGUCCUCGAGUGCCUCUGAGUGCGCUGAGCUGCAGAGCGCACAGGCUGCUGACGCCAUCAUGGUGCUCAUUGGCUAUGCUGUGCCCGCCGUGGCUGUGCUCUACGCACUCAUGCGCAUCCUGCGCCUGCAGAGAGAGGCCAUGACACUGGACGGCGAUGUGGACAGGCUGGACCCGUCGGCGCACAAUCUCCUGAUGGCCACGCUGGGCACGCAGUUCGGGCUGUGGACACCGUACUACCUGGGCCUGAUGGGGCACGUGCUCCUGGCCUGGCAGGGGAGGCCCCUGGAUGGGCGCUCCCUGGGGGCCCUGCAGCUUGCACGGGGCCUGUCCCAGCUCCUGGCCUUCUGCAGCGGCUUCGUGCUGCCACUCCUCUACCGCUCCUUCAAUGAGAGCUUCCCCGGCAAAGUGCGGAGGCUGAGGAAACAGCUGGGGUGCAGGCCCCGGCACAGCCCCCAGGACCAGGGUGGGGUGCAGCAGGUGGUGACGUAGCCAGCCCCUGGGGCUCGCGCGCCCUUGGCCCUGACAGGACGGCCACUGCAGGCUGCAGCUGGUGGACAGCAGACAGCCCCGGGACACGAGGACAGAGGGGGCUGCAGGAGUCGGUGUGGACACAGCACGGCAUUCCGCAGACGCUCUGCUGCUUUCUCCCCUGGGAAGAGAAGCUCCAACCAGGAGUGCUGGGGCGUCACUCUCGGAAGUCUGGAGAGGCCCCUGCGGGCGCCGCGCUCUCGGUCCUGUCCUCCCCACAGCAUCUUGCUCCCCACACCUCCCCCUUUUCUUUUAACACAGAGAUGAUUGAUAGGGAAAAAUGAAGGAAACAGCAGAGAAGCGUGCAGAUGGGCCACCAGGGCCCCUGACCCCACCCACAGCACGGGCUAAAGAGCCACGUCGGCUGCACCCACUCGAAACGGGCUUCGGUCACACACAGAGGGGUCACGGAAGUGGGUCCACGGGAAAGGGGCCUUCCGGCUGCUCCUCGGCAAUGGCACCGGCCCCUCCAUCCCCUCAGCCCACAGCAGCGGGUUCCCUUGCCUGGGGAGCGUCUGCCUCCAAAAUCAACUCCCCAACAUGGGCGCAAAAUUAGAGGAAGAGAGCGUGCUGCCAGGGCUUCAAGCCUGGUGUGAGAACUGCCGGCCCAGGAGAGCUGGUGGACUCCGGCGACUGAGGACACCGGGGACGGCCCCCCACAUGGACUGGGCACCCCCGUUCACCCUGCAGGGCCACCCAGCCCUGGCUGCUCUGGCCGUGUCACUGUCAGCCGUGCUGGGAACACAGGUGAGGCGCACCCAGAACCGGGGCCUCACCGUCCCCCUCCACACUGGGUCCCACUCGUGGUCCCCCCCCCAGGGUCCGGCCAGAACAGGAUGCGCAGCCUGAGUUCCCUGCAAUAUCUUAUGAUGUACAACACGCAUCCCCGCAAAGGAACGACGUGGCCGAGUCAGCCUGUGCGAAGAAGCAGAACCUCUGCCAGAUGCCGUGUCCCUGCUGCCACCUCCACCCUGCCGGCCACGAGCCCUGGGGCACGCUCCAGAGGCUGAACCGGCUUGGGGUUUCUGGGCACUUCUGGCCAUGAAACGCUGUGUGCUAAAGGCAGAGCCACCUCAUUAGCAGCUCCGGGAUCUUCAGAUUGUGCCAUGAUUUCUUUUCCAAUCUGCAAAGCCUCGGGCCUGGCUUUUCCUCUCACUUCUCCAGUUCCGGCACAUGGAGUGUGACCAGAAGUGACCGUGGGGUGAGAUGCUUGGGGCUCCCACCUCGUGACCUCUGCACACACUGUCUGCCGGGGGAAUGAUGGCUGCAAUCCCCCAGACCCCGGCCAGCCAGAGCGAGCCGCGGGCUGUGGAGGCCCCCAGCUCUUUAAUUCUCCCCUCGGGCGUGCAGCCCUAAGAACCCAGGUCAACACGCAGGAAACCCUUACGGCCACAGGGGUGUGGGGAUGGGGCUGGCCUCUACGGUUCUCGUCUAAAAUAAAAGCCCCUUUUCCUGCUGAUACUGCCCACCCCUUUGCUCCAGGACAGAGAGGCCCAGGAGAGGGGCCGGCUCCCAAAGGCACAGGGUGGGCAGAUGCCAGGGCCCCUGCCACAGCCUUUGGGACCUCGGGGCAAACUGGUCCUGCCCGGAGCACUUUCCUCCUCAGCAGCUCCGUCUGCAACCAUCUGAGCUCUGUCCAACUCGGGGACCCGGGAGGACCCAAAGAGGGGCAGUGGGGCCCUCACCAGAUCUCUGGGUCCAGAGACUGACACGCAAUUUGCUGUCAGCAGGAACCCCAGCUGCGGCCCCCUCCCUCUGGCCGCCACCUCUGGUGGCCGUGGGGCUGCAGAGCGGCCGCCCAGGAGAGGCCGCGCCCCACAGGGCCCACUCCUCCACCUGGCACGGAGACCCCUGGCCCUGGGCCCCUCCACAGCCCGCACUCCAGCCUUCUCCGGACCUGACUUCCCAGCAGGCUGAGUGGCCUGCCCUUCACUCCAGCUUUGCCCGCUUGUAUUCCUGCUUCCCAUGUGAGCUGCCAAAAACUGGGAAGAAUUUUGAGCUCUUCAGAGAAGAAUGAGAAGCUAUUUGGGAAAAGCCAAGGUAAAGUGUGAGACUGAUCCUGUAUUUCUUGAAAUGAGUUUCAAGGCACCAGGACACAAGCUUUUCAAUGUUUUAGGUCCCAAGGUCAUCAAUUUUGCUAGCAAAACUCCCUGACUAUUACAGUUUAAGAAAUAAAUUAUCUUAGUUUUGUUUAUUCA
Messenger RNA from Choloepus didactylus (southern two-toed sloth), 3511 nucleotides. RefSeq names its product G protein-coupled receptor 146 (gene GPR146). The record is from RefSeq and is a predicted model, not a curated record. Gene Ontology annotation, cellular component: membrane. The transcript has 2 exons. The coding region runs from base 285 to 1274 and encodes 329 amino acids. Gene Ontology annotation, biological process: G protein-coupled receptor signaling pathway. NCBI's taxonomy places the organism in Eukaryota, Metazoa, Chordata, Mammalia, Pilosa, Megalonychidae. Gene Ontology annotation, molecular function: G protein-coupled receptor activity.